This is a messenger RNA of Mesorhabditis belari, 645 nucleotides long. The record is from the annotation of a GenBank genome assembly. Lineage: Eukaryota; Metazoa; Nematoda; Chromadorea; Rhabditida; Rhabditidae.
AUGAUGUCUUUCAAGGAACUCUCGUUAAACUCAAAAAUCGAUCUCAUUAAUUCGCUCAUCGAUAAAACGGCACAACAGCUUUCUGACUCGAUGUGCCGUUUGCGUGUCAACGAAGAUGGAAACCAAUUCUCGCCAAUGACCGAAAAUUUGAUUCACCAAAAUCGAUAUGGAUGCACAGACCUACCGGGCGAACGCUCGAGGCGAACAAGUAUUCGCUCGGAUGACACCGAUAAUCAAGCUUCGUCACUAGAAAGAGAUCCUUCAUCAGAUGUCACACUUCGCUCGGAGCGAAAGACCGAAGAAUUGAUCACGGCUUCUUAUGAUGUGAACUCGGUGCAUAAAACUCCAAGCGAUGCUAAAGAAAGCGUUGACACGCUAUCGUCAGCUAGUUCAUCGUGCGAAGCCCGCUCGUGGAACUUACCCACAUUUUCAAACCAGAAUUCGAAUUUUUCUCUGAAGGAUCCAACAACUGUCAGUUAUGAUGUUAUUCCCAAGGUGACCACUUUGGCGGAGAAAAGCCGCAGUUCAAAGGCGAAAACCCCCACUGAUAAGGAAUUGGAAAUGCUGGAGAAACGGAUAGAGAAGAAACGGACGGGAAUUCUUUCUGCACACCGCCGCGGUGAAAUUAAAGGAAGGGGAAUAAUU